AUGUUUCCAAUCCCUGAUGAUCCUGGUUUGAUACCAGCUUUCUGGACCAUUCAGGAACGUCGACCUUCUUACACAGACGACGGUAUAAUGAAAUUUUUCGAUUUAGUUAAAGCAUCCUAUAUGAGACCUAUACAAGCAAUGGAAGACAUGUUACAAACUAAUAAAAUCAAUUUACAAUAUUACGGACUCAAUUCCCGUAUCAUUAAACCCUUAUGUGAAGCUUUGAUGAAAAAUCCUACUGUGAAUACGAUCAAUCUUACAGGUAAUUGGUUAUCAGAGGAUGCCUGUUAUCAUUUAAAUGAACUGUUUUUAAAAAACAAUAUAAUACACACUUUGUUAUUAUCAGGAUGUAAAAUCGGUGCAAACGGUGUUGCGAAAUUAUAUGAUGGAAUUUUUAUGAAUGAAACACUGAAAAAAUUAGAUCUUUCCGAUUGUAAUUUACGUAAAGAAGGUAUUGACUAUCUUAUACAGGCAAUUUGCAAUAAUGAAAGCAUUGAAACUCUUUUAUUGAAUCACAAUCAUCUCGACGAAUCGUGUUCAGAUGCUUUGCAAAAAUUAGUCAGUUGUUCAAAGACAAUAAAACAUUUAGAAUUAUCUUGGAAUUCCUUAUACACAACAGAAACUUGGAAGAAAUUUAUUAGAGGACUCGAGGAAAAUGAAACUUUACUCGAUCUUGAUUUAUCUUGGAACGCUUUAGGAAAAGAAUGUAUUUCGUAUUUGCGUCGAUUAUUAUUGCGAUCUUCAACAUUAAAAAAAUUGCAUCUGAAUGGAAAUCGUUUUACUAAUGAUGAUGUAACUGUCAUCGCAAGAGCAUUAUCAAGGAAUGCAACACUCGAGGAGCUAUAUAUAGGUGACAAUCCUUUCAAAGCUGAUGGUGCAUUUGCUCUCGUUAAAGCAAUUACGCCAGAGAAAUCGUCAGAAAGUCAGCUACGUAUUUUAGAUCUUACGAAUAUCUGGGCAAACAAGAACAUAAUACCAGAACUUGAAACAAUUCAAAAUAAUAAACCAUGGGUCGACAUUAAGUUGGGAGGUAUAUUUAGUAACUAUAAAAUUGAAGGUCCAGAUGUAAAAGCAAUACUUUUAAAAAGAGCCAAUUAUGAAGCCAUGAGACCAAAGAAAAAACGACGUCGUAAAAACUUUGGUCAUUUUGUGUUAUCACUUUCUGAUGAUCUCAUUUCAAAAGGAAAGUUUUUAGAACUAGUGCAAAAUUUCCAAUUAAUCUUAUCUAAAUCUUUAUUAAAUGAACUAAUGAUUGCAUUUACUGGUAUAAAAAAUACAGUCGAUCAAGGCUUAUUAAAAUCUGUUUAUAUGAAACAAUAUCCGAAUACAAAACUUCCAACAGAAAAACCUAAAAAAAUCAAAAGUAAAAAAAGAAAAAUUAAAAAAGAAAAAAUAAAAGAAACUAAGGAGGAAGAGAAUCUAUGAAAAAGAAUUUUAUAGUUUAUUUAUAAUAUCUUAAUUU
Molecule: messenger RNA, 1462 nt
Organism: Apis laboriosa (Himalayan honeybee)
Lineage: Eukaryota; Metazoa; Arthropoda; Insecta; Hymenoptera; Apidae
Product: leucine-rich repeat-containing protein 74B-like
Exons: 4
Coding region: 1-1425 (474 amino acids)
Biological process (GO): activation of GTPase activity; nucleocytoplasmic transport
Cellular component (GO): perinuclear region of cytoplasm; cytosol; nucleus
Molecular function (GO): GTPase activator activity; small GTPase binding
Source: RefSeq, a predicted model, not a curated record